UACAGUAUCCAGCUAGCUGGCGGAGUGAAAGCAUUGCGAGAAUGUCUACUCUCAAGUUCUGGAUUGGCCUGAGCCUCGUCGCCCUGGCAUGGAGUGCCGCUGUUCCGGGCAAGGCGCCCGUUGACGAGGAACGGAUGCAUCCCCAUCUUCCAAGCAGUCCGCGUCUGCGCAUGAUUUCUGGAGAGGAAACCUCGGAGUACUGGCUUUCGGCCAGCAAGAAGCUGAUCCGUGAGAAGUUGAACUUUGUGAGGAACACGAACAAAGCCAAGAACAUCAUUCUCUUCCUUGGCGACGGCAUGGGAUUGGCCACUCUGGCAGCGGCCAGAAGCUACAUCGGCGGCGAGGAGCUGAAGCUGUCCUUCGAGGAGUUCCCCUUCACGGGUUUGUCCAAGACCUAUUCGGUGGACAAAAUAGUCCCGGACAGUGCCUGCACCUCCACCUCGUACCUGUGCGGAGUCAAGGCCAACUACGGAACCAUUGGCGUUAACGCGCAUGUGAAGAGAGGCGACUGCCUGGCCAUGGCCAAUGAAACGAACCAUGUCUUCUCCCUGGGCAAGUGGGCCAUGGAUGCGGGCAAAGCUGCUGGUUUGGUGACCACCACCCGAGUUACCCACGCCUCUCCCUCGGGUGUCUACGCCCAUGUCGCGGAUCGGGAGUGGGAGAACAAUGCCGUCUUGGAGGAAGCCUGCGGGGAGCAAGCUGAGGGGCUGCAGGAUAUCGCCGUCCAGCUCAUCCACGGCGAAGUGGGCAGCAAGCUGAAGGUAAUGCUGGGCGGUGGCAAGCGGAGCUUCUACAGCCCGGAGCACUACGACAAGGGCCGCCGCACAGAUGGCCGCAAUCUCGUCGAGGAAUUUGAGGCUCUGGCCGAAGGCAACACUUUCGUAAAGACCCAGAAGAAGCUGCUAAGUGUCAAUGCCACCGAGACGGGUCGACUGCUGGGUCUGUUCAGCAAGAGUCACAUGCAUUACCACCUGGAACAGCUGGAUGAUCCGGACAACAAUGAGCCUACUCUAGAGGAGAUGACAGAAAAGGCCAUCGAGGUUUUGCAGACCGAGGAGCAGGGCUACUUCCUGUUCGUCGAAGGCGGCAAGAUCGAUAUUAGCCACCACGAUACGAUGGCUCGCAUUGCUCUGGACGAAACGGCUGAGCUGUCCAAGGCGGUGAGAAAGGCCAGGGAGAUGACCAAUCCGGAGGACACCCUUAUCGUGGUCACCUCAGAUCACUCGCACACGUUCAGUGUGGCGGGCUAUCAGCCGCGCGGCAGUGACAUCUUCGGACCCUCCAAGAAAAUGGGCAAGGAUGGAAGGCCAUACUUGACAUUGAGCUACGCCAACGGCAAGAGUUUCGAGGACUUUUACGACACGGAGACGCACGAGCGAAAGGAUCCCACCACUCUGUCCACGAUCGGGAACUUUGAUCAGCUCUUCCCGGCAAUGGUGCCCCUGGAAUCGGAGACGCAUGGCGGCGAGGAUGUUGGUGUGUUCGCCUCUGGCCCCUGGGCUCAUCUCUUCACCGGAGUCUACGAGCAGAACACCAUACCCCACAUCAUGGCCUUUGCUGCCUGUGUGGGCGAUGGUUUAACCGCCUGCGAUCAAUAGGAUUAAACCGAUAUGAUUGACAGACCAAAGGACUCUUAAUUAGCUGAAUCCUACCAGGCGAUUCUCACGUACGCGCUAUCGUGUUAAAUGAAUACUCAAAAUGUGACAGGUGCUCCUUGUGUGCACACACAUGGCACUCGAGCCGGGGAAAUCAGAUCGGGGAUUACUUGCUUCCCUAUCAAUUUGAAAAACCAAAUAUAUAUAUGUACUUAUACUACGCUUAUUGUCUGAUUAUAGCCAGACAUCCAACAAUUCCGAUUGAAUCCGAUUAAAUUUAUUAGAUUUUAUUCAA
Molecule: messenger RNA, 1890 nt
Organism: Drosophila kikkawai
Lineage: Eukaryota; Metazoa; Arthropoda; Insecta; Diptera; Drosophilidae
Gene: Alp9
Product: Alkaline phosphatase 9
Biological process (GO): dephosphorylation
Molecular function (GO): alkaline phosphatase activity
Source: RefSeq, a predicted model, not a curated record